AUGGCUCUGAAGAUUCAGCUCAGUUCCCCCUUCUUCUACUCCACCUCGCCUACCUCCACCCACAAACCCACCACACGAAUCUCAUGCAUCACCGCCGGCGAAGGCGGCAUCUGCGACGCGGCACUGGCGUCGGAGCUGGCGGUUAGGGUUGCGAGAAUGAACGCGCAUUCGGUGAAGGCGGAGGAGGCCAUGAGCAAGAGCAGAAAGCUCCUCUUCGGAGAGCUGUGCGAGUAUAUGGGCCUCAACGAAGAGCAGGCCCAACAUAAAUGGAGCAGCAUGGAUGAAGACGAGAAAUUGGUAUUGGUGAAAGCUUUUCUGAAAAAGUGGGGUUCGCAUUUUCACCCCUUGUCCGCCAGGUCCACCAAAGAGAUGUUGGAGGAAUAUCUACGUCAGGGGAACGCACCUCCCAAGCCUCCUGCUUCGUCCUUCCUCUCGGGACUCAACAGAAUUAUUGGUUUUCCGUAG
Molecule: messenger RNA, 465 nt
Organism: Sphenostylis stenocarpa
Lineage: Eukaryota; Viridiplantae; Streptophyta; Magnoliopsida; Fabales; Fabaceae
Source: the annotation of a GenBank genome assembly